AACGAUAAUAAGCGCUACGUGCGUUUAAAUGCGCGCUUCGCAGCGUGACACUUCCGGCCAAAUUCCUCGUCUGAGAUGCUAUAAGUGCACACACAUACAAUUACAGCACAGCUGUUCGUUUCACGAAUCCCGUCACGGGAUGCUGUCAACAAACGCACGCGUUUGCAGAUAAAUCCGAUGCGUUGACGGACUUGAAUCUCUCCUCUGAGAAGGCCCUUCAUCGUGUGUAACUGUCAACUGCGUACGAUUAACCUGCACGACUAAUUAUUAUUAUUAUAAUUUUUUUUUUUGUUAAAAAAUACUGGGGAAAUGAAAAUGCAGUUGGAUUGUCUUUGCAGAUUCCCCUCGCAGCGCAAAUCGUGGGUGUUCUUUUUAUAGAGUAAGCUCUCUGACCUCUUUCUGUUCCUCCAAGAGUGUACUCUCGCAACGGUCUCUCCUCUGUGGACGCACAGAUCAUGUUACGGCCAAUCUUUUAAAUAAUUAUUUAUAUACACAUCCAACACUAUGCCAGACAGGAACAAAGUUUUGGUCGGUGCUGGAGUAAUAUGGGGUGUAACCCUUUGCUAUCUUUUCUUUAGUCGCAAGUUAUUAAGACCCAUGGCAUUAUUAAAUUUCAUCCCUGCUAUUUUAUAUCGCAAUCAAAAAAUGGAGAAUGAAGAUGAACAAAAACAUAAUGCGGAUGAUGCUGGUACAUCAAUGAAUUGUGAUAAUAAUGUACAUAUAAAUGAGCAAAGUGAAGCGCAAAAGGAAGUGCAAAAGGAACUAACGUCAAAUUUUAUAUUGGGAGGAUUAACGGGAGCGUCGCCACCGAAAUUCGUGUCUUUUGACGAAAUUGUAAAAACUGCUAAUGGAAUGAAAAAUAUGGCCUUAGCGCAUGAAAUCGCGGUAGAUAAGAACUUUCAAUUGCAAAAAUUGGAACCGGAAGACGGUAGCUUUCAUAGACGAGUAAAAGAAAUAAUGCACAAAGCUUUUUGGAAUCUGUUAGCGAAGAAAUUGGCCGAAGACCCGCCAGAUUAUUCGCAUGCACUGAUUUUGUUGAAAGAGAUUAAAGAAUCCCUGGAUGAGCUUGUACCGCCGCAAAAUUCCAGAAUCAAGGAAAAUAUCAGAGAAGUGCUCGAUCUAGACUUGAUCAAACAGCAAGCGGAGAAAGGUGUAUUAGAUUUUCAUCAUUAUGCGCAAUACAUAAUCUCUGUCAUGAGUAAAAUUUGCGCGCCGGUCAGAGACGAGAGGAUCAAAGAGCUUUCGCAGCAGGUGGACAUAAUCGAGACAUUCAAAGGUGUCAUGGAAUUGUUGCAGUUAAUGAGAUUGGACUUGGCAAAUUUUACCAUCACAAUGAUGAGACCGAACAUCAUCGCCAUGAGUGUCGAGUAUGAGAAGGCAAAAUUCGCCGAAUUUUUAAAGAUUAAUUCGAACGGUCUGCAAUACACGGAGAAAUGGUUGCUGAGCCAUUUCGAUCCGGAGAAGAUCGCGAGUUCAUCGAGCAGCGAUACCAGUAACAUAAGACAAAUCACUCAUUCUCUAGUGACAGAGGCGUAUCUUGACCUCCUGGAAUGGGAUUUCAAUCCAAACGCCGAAACAUUGAUGUUGGAUCAAGGAAGAAUUCUGGAAUUGCGCGACACAACCAGUAGAUUGAGCGUCAUUGGGUCUGUGAUAUUAUUGGUUAAUAAUACAAUCGGUGCGCCAAUUCAUGGGAUUUCGAGUUUUAAGAAGAAUAUUAAGGAGCACUUGAAUGCAUUAUUGGAUUCUGUACAUUCCAACAAGGAUUUGAAAGCUGCAAUGCCAAAUAUUGUGCUUCAAGUAAAAGAGGAUGUGAAAGCGACUUUACGGGAAGUCGAUGCUCCCGAGUUGUCUCCAGAAUUAGAAACAUUAUUGGAGGGCCAGAUAGCCGAUCUUGUAGAUACAAAACAUAAGAUCAGAUAUCUUGUCAGUUUGCGAAUUAGACAAUUCCUGCAGAAAAUCAUUCAGACGCAAUCUGUUGCGCCCCAACAAGUACCGCCAGGUCUCUCCUCGCUGCAAGAGGAAUUAACGGCCAUCGCUGCCCGAUUUGUAAUACUUAUUUCGCACAAUCGUAGUGUAUUUGGUGAAUAUUAUCAAGACAUUGUCGCGAACGCAUUUGCGAAAAUCGAUGUUGACAAUAACAAGGAGAUAGAUGGAGCACAUACUAUGGAAUUGUAAAAAAUGAAAAUAGAAACAAAAAGUGAAUAUUAAUACAUCUUUACGCAUAUCGCUUCUGUUUUAAGAUAUGCAAGAUUAUAUCGAGAUUGUUUAUAGCUUCAAUCGAUUAUAUAAAUUUUUCACAAAUCAGAUCAAUGACAAGUAUCGAAUUGCAUCUAUAUUCUUUGUUCAUCUCUUUUAAUAGUGAUAUGAUGGAUUUCUCUUUUUUGAAUGGUAUAUCGAGUUAUGGGUGUAUAUAAUUUUUCAUAUUUAUGUCUAUUUAAUUGCAUAAUGAUAUCCAUAAAUUAUAUAUAAUAUCUAUAUAUAUAUGUUUAACAAAAAAAUAUAGAAGAGAUAUUUAUAUUUAUUAUGAUUCACCAAUCAACAUUAAUGAUGAACAAUAAAACAGUGCUGUUUUUUCUUUUUUCUAUGCUUAUAUAUGCAUUACUUGGAGUUUACAUAAAAAUUAUGUACAAUAUAUUGAUUUUAAUGAAAUUAAUGAUACAUGAUAAUAUUUUUUCUUCUUUAUCUCGUAUUUUUUAACAAAAAUAUUUUGUAUAAAUUUUAAUAUGUAUAAUAUAUAUCCGAUUAUUAAAUGCGCGCUAUCGUGUAAUAUAAGUGCAUAUAUAAUAAAGUAUGCAUAUAAGUA
Molecule: messenger RNA, 2803 nt
Organism: Cataglyphis hispanica
Lineage: Eukaryota; Metazoa; Arthropoda; Insecta; Hymenoptera; Formicidae
Product: T-complex protein 11-like protein 1
Exons: 8
Coding region: 505-2175 (556 amino acids)
Biological process (GO): signal transduction
Source: RefSeq, a predicted model, not a curated record